This is a messenger RNA of Vigna angularis (adzuki bean), 1399 nucleotides long. RefSeq names its product BTB/POZ domain-containing protein At3g49900-like. Gene Ontology annotation, molecular function: protein binding. Bases 13 to 1326 code for a protein of 437 amino acids. Lineage: Eukaryota; Viridiplantae; Streptophyta; Magnoliopsida; Fabales; Fabaceae. The record is from RefSeq and is a predicted model, not a curated record. The transcript is spliced from 4 exons.
AAAACCAAAGAGAUGAGGGCUUUGAAGCACGCCAUUGAGACCAUCUACGAGGAAGAACACUCCUUCUCUUCUUCUCCACCGUCCAUCUCCUCUUCUCCUCCUUCACUCCACUCCAUCGUCAAUGCUUGGUCUCUCCAUUCCUCCUCUGAACCCAAUGUCUUGAUAAUUGUUCAAGGAACCUGCUUUCGUUUGCACCAGGAUCGUAUGAUAUCACAAAGUUCAUACCUGAAACAGCACCUGAUGGGAGUUUCUAAUGUAACAAUCUCCCCGCCGUUAAACAUAACGGCCGAGACUUUCGCCACGGUGGCUGGUUUCUGUUACACCCAUAAAGUCCACUUAACGCCGAGCAACAUUGCUGCGAUGAGAGUGGCGGCGGAGUUGCUGGGUAUGACGGAAGGAGAUAAUCUAUGGGAGGUGACAGAAUCGUACUUUGAGAGAGUUGUUGGCGUUGAUGCAUCGAUGGUUAUUCGUUCGUGCGUGACUAUGCUUCCCGAAUCCGAAACGACAGCGUCGCUUGUCAGCAGGUGCAUUGAAGCUAUGAUUUGGAACGGCGACGUUUCGUUUUUGGACGACGUCGUUGAGAUGCACGCUCAAGAUUUUCGAAUGGUGGCGUCUUACUUGAACAAACGGCUGCCCAACCACGAUGCUCUAUACAAGAUUAUUGAUCACUAUCUUAAGGAGAUCAAGUAUGAAAAACUAACGGACGAAGAACAUACAGAGAUAUGUAAUAACUUGGAUUGUUCUAAGCUCUCACAUCACAUUCUGGUUGAAUGUGUUCAAAAUUCUCGAAUGUCACUGAAAUUCAUAAUGAGAGCGAUACUCAUGGAGCAUAUCAAAACUCGUCGCUCCCUUGUUGCGACAGUCACCACUACUAUGCAUGAAACAGAACAAAGGUCACUGAUGGAAAUUCUCCAACAAGACAUUACUCAUUGUCACAGAACACAUAUAGAAGAUGCAAUGGAUUCCACCUACUAUCGUAUUCAAAGCCUUGAGAAAGAAUUAAGGGAUAUGAAGAACCAUAUUCAACAUCAUCAUCAAUUCAUGAAUAGGAAUAAGAACAAUAAUGUGUUGAACCAAGAACGUUCAAUGAGUUUUCAUUUUGAACCACCACCAGAGGAUAGUAAAAUACGAAGGGGAGGAAGAGGGUCCAUUUCGUCAUCAAGUUUUUUUCUUGAUAAUAUUAUAACGAAGAAACUGAACGAGGUGGAGAUGUUCCCUACAAGCAAAACCUCAUCAAACAAGAGAAAGUCUUUUCGCUACAAAUUCAUAAGUAGUUUCAAGAAUGUAUUCGGAUGUCGAAAUCAACAACAAACUAAAAGGAGUUAGAAAAUUAGUUAUAGUGUUAUUACAUUCUCAUUUGAGAAAUUAAUUUACUUAUGAAUGUGGAGGUAAUCAGUAA